This is a messenger RNA of Phycomyces blakesleeanus NRRL 1555(-), 600 nucleotides long. RefSeq lists its product as hypothetical. The record is from RefSeq and is a predicted model, not a curated record. Bases 1 to 600 code for a protein of 199 amino acids. NCBI's taxonomy places the organism in Eukaryota, Fungi, Mucoromycota, Mucoromycetes, Mucorales, Phycomycetaceae. The transcript is spliced from 9 exons.
AUGUUUUCUCUCUUUUCUCUCUUUCCAACAUUUAUUAUAUUCACAGAUUUUCUUGACACUCGCGUUUUGUUACCUUCUGAUGCAUCCCCUUCACAAUGUCCAUCCGGAUUAGCUAAGGCCAUAUCGCCGAAAUUACUCUCUACUAUUAAACACGGUUAUGAACACGAUGAACCUCCCUCUCAUGAGCACAUCGCGAAUCAAGAACUUUCAUUUCAUACGAGUGUCAUUGACAUGACAAUAUUAGCAUCUUCUAUGUACUCUCUUGGUCUGCAAAUAAAUCCUUUUGCUUCGGGUAGUGUAUUGAGUACUAUGGUUCGCAUUCAUGACGCCUUUUCUUUUUGUCUCUGUGCAUGUGGUAAAAACCCAUAUACAGAAAAUGCAAACACAUCCUACUAUCCUGCUGUUCUGACCUUUUCCUAUGUUCGAAAGUUGGUCUUACCACCUAUGACUCCAGAAGGUAUCAAAGACAUCAAUAAGGCCAAUAAGAAAUUAUUAAAGGAUAUGAAAGUUGCAUAUUCCGCACCUAAAGAAAAUUCAGGUACUAAAAGAAAGAAUUAUGCAAAGACAGCUUAUCAAAAGAAGAAACGCAGUAAGGUCUAA